AUGUCGUGCGCCGACGCCAGCGACUCCUGCGCGGCUUGGGCAUCCGCCGGGGAGUGCUCUGCGAACCCAUCCUUCAUGCGCUCGAGCUGUGCCCUCUCGUGUGGCACAUGCUGUGGCGACACGAUUGCCGGGUGCUCGCUCCUCGCUGAGCAGGAGCUCUGCGUGCGGCACACGCAGUUUAUGUGGAAGUACUGCGCUGGGAGCUGCGGGCGAUGCCAAGCCGCGCCGCCUGCGAGCGAGGUUUGCGUCGAUCAAGAGCUUGCGUGCGCCAGCUGGGCGGGUCGUGGCGACUGCGGCGGGGUUGAGGACUGGUGUGCUCUUAGCUGCGCGACCUGCGAACAGUCUGAGUCUGUUGUAACGACCGCCGACAUUACGCUCGCUGCAGCACUGCCACGGCCGCCCAUCAUCUAUGGCACCGCUUGGAAGGGCGCACACACCGGCGAGGCUGUAGUUGCAGCUGUCCGCGCUGGAUUCCGAGGGAUAGACACGGGUGGGCAGCCUCGUCACUACGAUGAGGCGGCGGUCGGCGAGGCCAUCGCGCGGCUUGUUGACGAGGGCAUCGCGCGGGAAGAUCUCUGGGUGCAGACCAAGUUCACACCGGAGGAGUGGCAGGAUGCGGCGACGCUGCCCUUCGAGGCGGGCGCUGCUCCCGAGCAGCAGGUGGCGGCGUCGGUGACAGCGUCCCUACGAAAGCUGCGCAUGCCGUACGUGGAUGCUCUCAUCCUCCACUCGCUCGACGGCCGGGAGCCUGCGACUCUGCUGCGCGAGUGGCGUGCUCUCGAGGCGGCCCACGACGCCGGCCAUGCGCGCUGGCUCGGGCUGAGCAACAUCCACUCGGUCGCCACGCUCGCCCGACUACACGCGGCGGCUCGAAUCAAGCCCGCGGUGCUGCAGAACGCGUUUUGGGAGCGCAGCAGCUUCGACGCCGACGUGCGGAGCUGGUGUGCGGCGCAAGGCGUCGUGUACCAAGGCUACAGACUGAUGCAAGCGGCGGGGCGACUCGAGAGCUGGCCGGGCUUCUCCGCCACGGCAGCGCUGAACGCGACAUCGCUUUCGCUGUGGUUUGCGCUCGUGGGCGCGCUCGGCGUGCUUCCCCUCACGGGCACCAGCUCACACCUGAGCGAAGCGAUAGCGGGAGUGUCGCUGCGAGUCGACGCUGGGACGGUGCAGCGGCUGCGGCCCACCGAGGACCUCGGUGGAGCACUUGGUGGUGGCAGUGUGGCGGAGGUGCAAGCGCACGUGGCAAAGCUCGACGCUGCAAACCGGCUCGUCAGCGCGCUGCAGGCGCAGGUGACGACGCUUCAGGCCCGCGUCGCGGAGCUUGAGCGGCGGCCAAAGCUCGGCGAAUGCAACUUCACGGGCACCAACAUUCGGAAGCUCCUCUCGGCGGCGGAACUUAAGGCUGGCGGGCUCGUGAGCGGGCUGAAGACCACCGGCUACUCCUGCAGCGAGGCGAAGGCGGCGGGAUACACGCCCAGCGAGUGCCACAUCGGAGGCUUCUCGUUCGAGGAAGGCCGCGGCGCAGGCUUCAAGCACAACGCCAGUUAUUGGGAUAGAGUAAAAUCAUGGGGUUGA
Messenger RNA from Emiliania huxleyi CCMP1516, 1575 nucleotides. RefSeq lists its product as hypothetical. The transcript is spliced from 4 exons. Gene Ontology annotation, cellular component: cytosol. Bases 1 to 1575 code for a protein of 524 amino acids. The record is from RefSeq and is a predicted model, not a curated record. Lineage: Eukaryota; Haptophyta; Isochrysidales; Noelaerhabdaceae. Gene Ontology annotation, molecular function: aldose reductase (NADPH) activity.